Messenger RNA from Phalaenopsis equestris, 1333 nucleotides. Its product is annotated as ribosomal RNA small subunit methyltransferase E. Gene Ontology annotation, molecular function: rRNA (uridine-N3-)-methyltransferase activity. The transcript has 8 exons. NCBI's taxonomy places the organism in Eukaryota, Viridiplantae, Streptophyta, Magnoliopsida, Asparagales, Orchidaceae. The record is from RefSeq and is a predicted model, not a curated record. Gene Ontology annotation, biological process: rRNA base methylation. Bases 73 to 933 code for a protein of 286 amino acids.
CUGUAAAAAUGAUGGUUUGAGCGUGAGAUUUUUAAAUGCAGGCGACAUUCUGGUAAAAUCGCUCAGGUUUUCAUGCGAUUUCCGGUCAUUCAACGCCGCUUUAACUUCCUACCCAGUCGCUCAUGGCUGCACAAAGCCUACAUCCCCACCCGCGCUCUAUCAUCGGAAUCCUUGCCGAGCCAGUCUCGUGGAGGCCUUCCUCGCUUCCACUCGCAGACUCUCCCAUCAUGCAAGGGCAAGAUUGUCCGAGUUGAAGGAGACGAGUUCUGGCACAUGACGAAGGUCCUUCGGCUGGGCUUGAACGCCAGGGUGGAGCUCUUCAACGGAACAGGAGGUCUAGUGGAAGCUUGCAUAAAGAGCAUUGAUAAGAAUGCUUUGGAUAUCGUUGCUUUGCAAGAGCCAAAAGUUCUAUGUCCUGAGGGCAUUCAGUGGCAUGUAUUUGCCUCUUUCGGCACCUUAAAAGGGGGUCGUGCAGAUUGGCUUAUCGAGAAAUGCACAGAACUGGGAGCCAGCAGCAUAACUCCUCUGCUAGCAGAAAGAUCUCCUACAAUUACAGAUAACCGUGUGGAUAGGUUGGAACGUGUCAUUUUAGCUGCCAUCAAGCAAUGUAAGCGUCUGCAUAAGAUGACUCUCAAUCCUCCCUUGAAGCUUCAAAAUUUCCUUCCUUGUGUUUCCCAGUCCAAACUCACUUUUCUAGCAGCUGCGGAAUCUACUCCUCUUUUAAGUAUCUUAUCCAUAUCAAGUGCGGCCAACUCUGGCCUUCUUAUAGUUGGACCUGAAGGAGAUUUUACAGAGGAGGAAGUGAAGCUGAUGGUGGAUGCAGGUGCCACACCUGUGGGUCUUGGUCCCUGCCGCCUUCGAGUAGAGACAGCUACCAUUGCAAUGCUGUCCACCGUGAUGCUAUGGUCUGAUGCCCUCAAAUUGGAGACUUGAUGAAACUGUGCUCACACUUCUAAUUGAAGGCUUUACCAAAGUUGAUGUCAUCCUUGAACUAGUUUCCUUCAUCAACAUAAGACUCCUCCGGUCCUCCCUCCUUUCUGGCUCUGCAUUUUUGUCUUCAUCAUUUUUUUGACUUUGGAGUUGCGGCAUCCAGAUAAUUGUUACCCAUUUAUCUAUUAGGAUGCCAAUGUACUGACCGUCGAGCACAGGCAUUGCAGUAAUUUUCUUGCUGCUUCCGUUAUGAGUUUCAAGUUAUGUCUUACCCUAAACUAAAUUCAAAUUUUGUAUGUUCAUCUUCGUCAGUAGUGGAGCCACAGUUUUCGGAGCGGGGGCACAAAAUAUUAUUAUUAUUUUUAUUUCCACAACAUUUUAUGUCAGGUCUUGAUGAUUUAAU